GAUCUUUUGAGAAGCCAGCAAGGCUGUACCCAAAGAUCCCUCGAAGUGAUCUGAGCGUUGGUAGAAUGAGAAAAAGGUCCAGCAGUCUUCAGAGAUCCUUUGCAUGCUUCUGCCAUCAUAGUAAACAUGGCAACAAGCACAGAGAGGAGAGACAUGCAUGCAGCUGGGAAGAUUCCCUGGCUGAUAAUUGUUGCUCUCGUCGUCUUUAUUUCAGAAAAUUCUGUCGAAGCGUUUUCUGCCUCCCCACCUACUAGUGGUCUUGGCUCUACCGACCCAUUAUCCCAAACAACACUGCGGAUACCCCACCGAGCAAAUUCUCCUUAUUCAUCACCAUUAUCUAUUCGAAAGCGGCACGGGAAACAACGGUUCAACCGGGAGCUCUUCUCUGCCACAAAUAAUGAUGACAAUCCCAACGCUGUUGCCGAUCGCAACCAAGGAAUCUUGGUACUCUUGACUGUGCCACUGGCAUGGGGAACAUUCGAGCCUGUCGUACGCUACGUCUAUGCCAUUGAACCACCUAUUCCGGGGUUGGUGUUUUCGCCAUGCUACUAUUUUGUAGCAGCAUCGGCUCUCUCUCUUCUCUCCAUUGUCUCGGCGCCCACCGACACUGCCUCGGACGACACUGUUGUUUCACCCGACGACAAUGAUGACAAUAUUCCCUCAUCCACUACUAGUCCCAUUCUGGGUGGUAUGGAACUUGGUUUUUACCUCUUUGCGGGCAAUCUAUUGCAAGUUUUGGCAUUGAAAACGCUCAAUUCGGACCGAGUGGCUUUCUUGAUACAGCUGACAACGAUAUUUGUACCACUUGUGCAAGGCAUUGCUGCCAGAAAUCUCUUGGCAAUCCCAAUCCGAACGUGGAUUGCCUGCUUGAUAGCUCUCCUUGGCGUGGCUGUCAUUGGAUUGGAGGGCGAGCCGCAGCCUUUGGACCCCUCCCUUGUCUUGGCAUCGGAUCAGGGACAGUUCCACCUGAGUCAGGGUGACUUCCUAGUGGUUCUCUGUGCUCUCUUUUACACAUUCCACUGCAUUCGUCUCGAAAUCUAUGCCAAGCAAACAAGGGCCGUGACAUUGGCAGCCUACAAAGCCACCACCGAAACCACGCUGAGUGUGUUGCUGCUUCUGGGGCUGUUGGCAUACGGGGGUACUUCCAGCAAUGGUAGUAACGACAAUCUACUGGCCAACUUUGCUCGGGAAAACAGUGAGGAAAUCUCUUCCUUUUUGACCACCAUCCCGGACCGAUUGACCGAUGGAUCCAUUCCUCCCUCUGUUCUGAUUCCAGCCUUGGGAGCUAUUCUGUGGACGGGCCUCGUCACGGUGGCCUAUACCAUUUAUGCGCAGAGCUAUGGACAAAGCCGUGUUAAACCAUCGGACGCCAAUCUGAUUUACACUUUUCAGCCAGUGUGGACAUCCCUCCUCGCAUACCUACUGCUGGGAGAAACUCUGGGUCCGACUGGGUUUAUUGGAGGUGCCUUGAUUGGCUUUGCUGUGUUUUUGGUAUUCCAACAAGAUGGUGAACCAUCAGGAUCGCAGCCAUGAGCCAUGAUACUUCUUUGUUGGCUAGCUGUAUGGGUACUGUAACGGUCAGCAAUUAUGUCACAGAUAGCCAAAACAGAAAGCCGAAAUAACAUCUUGGGUGUGGAUUGGGGGAAUCAUACAAGUACGCAACCCAUCUCAUAGAAUCAAGAAUAAAUAGAAUACAGUAUUUCUAUCAAUAAUCUACACCUUGUACAACAGAAAGGCCUGCAAAAAGAAAUUGCCCACUACGAGGCCAGCUUGGA
This is a messenger RNA of Seminavis robusta, 1775 nucleotides long. The record is from the annotation of a GenBank genome assembly. Lineage: Eukaryota; Bacillariophyta; Bacillariophyceae; Naviculales; Naviculaceae.